AUGAGUUCAGUGAGCCGACCGACAAGUGGUAAUAGCACAACCGGAAGCGGUGGCGGCGGAAAUAGUGGUGGUGGAGGAAUUCGUGGAUUUUUCUCAAAACUUCGAAAACCAUCUGAUCAAUUGAUUGCAUCGCAACAGGUUGGUUUUUCUUUUUGAUUUUCGUCAAUCUGAGUGAACAACACGAGAAAAAACAAGUGUGCUCUUUGAUUCGCGAAAAAAAAAACUAUAAGAAAAAGAUAGAAGAUAUCUAUAUAUCUUGUCAUUUUCGCUCUUGUUUUGACUUCUCCUGUGUCAGGAAAAAAUAAAAUAAAACAAAAAGAACUGACUGACAUCAGGUGAUUGUUGUUAUGAUACCGGUUCCAGCGAUUUAUGUGAGUUUUGGGCUUUUGGUGGGAUUUUUGGUGUGGCAAAUGGCGAAAAAUAUGAGAGACGGGGGGAACUUUGUCUUUGAAGCAAUCUUAUAAUUCGAAAUAAUCUGUUUUUUUCAUAAGCUGAAUUUUUUGUGAAAUAUUUUUUAUCGAGCAGAAUUAAGAGGAAAUUAGAACUCACCUUUUGACUCUAAAAAUCUACACGAUUUUUUGACGAAAAAUCAAACUAGAAAAAUUAAAAAAUCCUUGAAAGUUUGCCAAAGUGCACAUUUCACGCCAAAAUGAGCACAAAAACUAUUUUUCCUUCUCCGUCUCAUAAAUAUAUUAUUUUCCGUGAUUUUUCUAUUGUUUGCCCAUAAAAAUCGGAUUAUAAUUUUGACAUUAGAAAUAAUCAAAUGAAAUUGAAAAAUUGAUAUGAAAGAGAACAAAAACACAGUUUCAACUUUUUGUUUUUUUGUUGCUUUCAAAAUUAUUAGUACGUGAUAAGAAAAGAGAAUACCAUUUUCAAGAUCAAAAAAGAAUGAAUGAUUGAUUUAAAAAUCAAUUGAAAAUGUAUCAUUGUCUUCGCUUUUUUGGGUCUUUUGUUGAUAUUUUUUGCGCGGUUGUUGAAAAAAAAAACCGGCGAAAAAAUAUCAUUUUUCAGCUGCGAAUGACAUGUGUUUUUUCUUAUUUUCAUUUUAUUCAGUCACUCAUUUAUUUGUGUUCCUUGUAUUUUUGAGUGAAUGUGGUAUCUUAUUUUGGUGUUGGUUAGUUAUUUUUUAUUUCUUUCUUGGUAAUACAUUUGUAUUUCCUGCUGCAACAAAUCCAAUUUUCCUGAACACCACCGCUGAUUUUUUUUGUUUUUUCUCGUGACUCAAAAAAAAACAGAAAAACAAGAAAAAGAAAAGUGAGUUGAUUAGGCUGGAAAACGAAAAUGUGGCUCGAAAUUUAUUACUUGAUUUUAGAAUUUUAUAGCCUCGAGAUAUUCUCCAGAUUGAAGAAGUUUUUGAAAUUUCGAAUUUUUACAAGAUAUAACGUUUUUAAGAAUAUGUUUUUAAAAAGUCUAAUUUUGAUGAAAAUUAUCUUUGAAUCACAUCUUAACUUUCUAAAUUUUCCGGAAGUUGAAAAUUUAUAGCUACCAGAUUUUUAUCGAAAAGUUUUGGUUGGAAAAUCUGAAUUUGCCAAAAAUGUUUUUGAAUGAAAAUUUUGGAAAUGUCAUCACCGUAUUCUCGAUUUUGAAUGUUUGGACCCAUUUUUUAUUAUCUCUAAAAAUUUUGAACAGAGAAGUUUUCGCUCGAAAAAUUUUACGACUAUCCAAAAUCUAGUUUUUGGAGAUACUAACUUUGAAAAUUUCAUAAGUUCUCGAAAUAUUUACUAUCUGAACAUUUCAUUUCAUCUUUUGAAAAUCUGAAUAUUUCAAAAUAGAAGCUAGAAUUUAGUUGGAAAUUCCAAAGUUUCAGCUCUUUUUUAGCCAAACUCUGAAUUAAUCAACAUGUUCAAUCUAAUUCGACUAAUUUUUGAUGACAUGUUUUUUCUUUCUCGGAAUUCUCUGAAAAUUGUCUUCUCCCCCAUACAAAAAAACCACCACCAAAAAUAGAUAAAAUCUAAAACCUCAAAAAACUCUGCCAUAAAAAGUGAGUGUUUUUGCAGUGUUCCUGUCGAAAACAACGAGAAACUUUAACUUUUUCGAUUAUUUUUUGUUUUUCUCACUCACUCACUCGAAAAAACGUUUUUUAUUUCAUUUUUUUUCGUCGGAAAAAAAAAGAAAAUGAGAAAAAACACGAUUUUUCCUGUUUUUUUUCGGCUGACUUUCGAAUUUUUUCUGUAUUAGUCAUGGGAAAAAGAAUUUUCCAGAGCCAUCAAAUUAAAUUGAAAUUGAAAAAAAGUUUUGCCUUUCUCUUUUUGCUCAUUAUUUAUUUCGUUGUCCUUCUCGUUUUUUGCUGUGAAAAAUUGUGAAUUUUUUCGGUUUUGGCUUCAAAUUCUUCGAAUGUGCUGGAAGUUUAACCCGCUGAAAGCGUUGAGAAUUGUUGAGGUUGGUUUUUUGAAAUAAAACAAAUAAAUUGAGCUGACAGGUUGAAAAAAUGGGGAUACUGUAAUUAUUCUUACUGUUGGAGAAAAAUCAGCUGGAAUUUUUGAUGUGUCGAAAAAAAACAGAAGGUAGACAGAGAAUUUCAAAAGUUCAAUUUAUUCGGGAAAAUUUGAUGAAAACGCAUUUUUGAUGAGAAAUUCUUUUUUUGAAGUUUUAUAUUUUAUGAAAAGCAUUUUUCGAAACAAUUUUCAUUUUGAAUUGAAAAUGAAUUUUUUCUGGCAAAAUUUCUGAAUUUCAAUGUUGUUCGUUUUUUUCAAAUUUACGAUCUCUCUCAUCAAAAAAUUUAAUUUUCAAAAAUUUUUGAACUUUUUUUUUCAUUUCGAAAGUUUACACGUUUUUUUAAAAUUCAACUUUUCCGCAAAUUUUAUGAAUAUAAAAGUUAGUUUUAAUCACACCAAUUUCGAGAAAAAAACCAAAUUGUAAUAUUUAACAGUGGCUCUCCUUGACUUUAUCCAGAAAUCUUCUGAAAACAAAAACUGGAACAGGAACUAUAAUUUUUCCUUGAUUUUUGAUCUGAACUACAAAUGUCAGAUUGUUUUCUUUGGAAAAUAAUUAUUCCAUAAAAUUUUACGAUUUUCCCAAAAAACGAAAAUUGUUGUUGUUUUUGUUUUCAACUAGAACUGAAAUAAAUAGAAAACGAUUAUACAGAAUUAUGAAAAAAAAACAACAUUUUUGUUUGAAUUUGUUUGUUUUCCCACGAUUUUAUGCUAAAAUAUUUGAAUUUUUCAAAAAAAAAACACGGAAUGAAACAGAUGUAUUAGAAGUUUAUAGAGACCGACAGCUGAAUUUCUCGAAUUGUUCCCAAAUGAAUCAUUGUCUGGGCGCGCAGCUGAAAAAAAGUGAAAGAAAUUCGAGACUUUUGUUUUUGUUUUCAACCCUCAUUUUCGUUUUUAUGUUUCAUGAGUCGCUCGUUUUUUUUCGCUUUUUUCAUUAGCCUGAAAUCAGAGAGCUCAUAUUGAAUUCUUACGAGCCGAGUAUAUUUUUUGCUCCUUUUUCUUGUGUAUACACAAGCAAAAAACGACAUGAAUUAAUUGGAUUUUUCGUUUGUUUUUUCUUCGCUAAAGGGUCUUGAGGAGAAUAAACUUUUCUGGAUUUUUUCGAAAAAUUUAUAACAGUCCAAUAAGUUUAUGAUGUGGCAAAAUACAUCAUUUCGAGUUCAUAUUGCUCUUCAGGAGCUUUUACCUUCGGAAGAUCUGAUUAAGCAUCGAAGUCUAAAAAUACUUGUUUCCAUCGACGUCUAAAUAUAAUGAUCAGUACAACUUUUGAUCUACUUUCUAAAUCUCUUGUGAUCCAUGCUGUUUCGGGUUCAAUCUAUAUACUUUUUCGGUUGAUCAAUUGUUAAAUUCACCAUACUAUCGUUACUUGGGCCACUUCAAGGAGUUUUUUGGCGCCCGAAGAUUUUUGGAAUAGCUAUCUCUGAUUUUUUCUCGGCUUUCUAAAAAUGUGUAUUCUUUGAGUCGGCGACCUUCGCUUGUUGGAAAAAUUGUGUCGUUCUCGAAAUUGAAAAAAUAAACGAAGAAGAAAAAUAAAACUAAACCAGUUUUAUUUUGUCUCGAUUUUUUCUGUUAUCAGUCUGUCAAAGUCGAAAAAAAGUUGUUGUCCUUUAUUGUUGGCUAUUAUAUGUACAUUUAAUGGGGGUACUUUACUUUCGAAAAUUAUUGUUAAUUUUCCCAACUUUUUUUUCUGUUCGCGCCCGCCGAUCAUCGUUUCAUUUCAUUUUCAUUUUGUUGUCUUGAUAGGUGACAAGAAGUUGUUAGAUUGUUUAAAAAUAGAAUUUGUCUGGCUUAUUAUUUGUUGGAACUCUUGGGAAUUUUGAUAUAAUUAGGUUGUUAUAAUAAAUAUGUUAGUUUUGAUUUGGAUUUUUCAGUGUUUUUGAGUGGGAAGAUUUGAGUCUGAAGAGCCAGAGUACAAUUCAAAAAAAAACAUAUAAAAGUGUUAUUUUUAGUGGCUUACUAUGUAGUCAAACCUUCUUGUCAGCUUUCUAAUCAAAUCAGAUCUGUUCAAAAUUCAAGACUCAAUUCAAACGAUGCUUUCGUAGUAGCUGAGAUUCAGAAUUUUGAGCUCUGAAAUUUUAGUCUUCCACUUUAUGACAAAGAAACAUUCAACAUUUGACAGUACACAUUUUUCAAAACCCAUAUUUUUCCCAAAUUAAAACUCUUUUUAAAAAAUUUCACGUGAAUCAGUGUGAAUCUUUUCAUUUCUCAUUUUAUUUUCUGAAUAACUGAUUCUAAUAUAUUUCCUAUUCUGGUUUCACUACAGAAAACGAUUAUCUUGUGAGUUCACGAAAUUUCAGCUGUUUCCAAAAUCCUAGACUUUUUUCGUCACACAAACUAUAAAAAAGUGGAACUUUAGUCUAUUUCUUAUUUUCUUCGUUUUUAAGUGUCUUCUAUCAUUUUUAUGAUAACAGAAAUUUCGUCGAUCAUUAACAAAACCGCGCGUUUUUUCUCGAUUGAUCCGAAAAAUCAAUUUGUUCACCUUUUUUCAUACUUUGAUCUUUUAUUGUUGCUAUUGGGGAAAACAGCGAUUUUUUAUAGAAAAAAAAACAAGAUGAAGAGAAGAAAAAGAAGAAAUCUCUUCAUUUUCCAAGAAAUCUUCGCUGGAAGAAGAAGAAAAAAUGAAGAAAAUAUUUUAAUUAACAUUGUUGUUGUUGUUACCUACGUUUUUUCGCGAUUUUUCAUUUUCCAUUUUUUUGUUGUCUCCAUUCAUUCUUCUCAUUUUUCUUUCUCUCACACAUUUUUUGCAUCCAUCUCUGCGUCUCAUUUCGGGUUUUUUCUCGUCCGCCGAUUUUUCAACUACUACUACACUACUUCUGUUUCUGUUGUGCAUCAUCUUUUUUUUUGCCGUCGACUGCUUUGUUUUCUGAUUUUUUUCUCUUCGUUUUUUCAGUGUGGCUGUGUGUGCAAGAAUAGAAUAGAGGCACAAAUUUUUGAAAAGAUGGUCCAUUGUGUUGUGCUCUCAACACACAACAAUUCCAUUUUUUAUUGAUUUUCGCUCCGUUUUUUCUUCGUUUUUUUUCGGUGUUUGCCAUGCCUUGUUGAAUAAUGAGGUUAGAAGACUCCUCACAAUUUUUUUGACUCAGAAAGAAGAUCUUUUUUUGAGCGAGAGAGAGAGAAAACCACGCUUUUUUGCAUCUAUUCUAGGAAAUCCCAAAAAAUAAUAACAGUUUUUGUUUGCUAAACACUUGUUGGCAAUUUGCCAAUUUUUUCUGUCUGUUGGAAUUUUAGGAUAGUUCUGAGAGCAGUUUGAUUUUCCGUGUCAAAAUUUUAGACGAAUUAAAAGCCGAACCCCCGUAAGUUUUUUCUCGAUUCUGAAUCUUCUAGGCUCUGAGUUUUAGUGUCUGAACUGACCGACUUUGAAAAAUUAGUCCAAUUCGGGGUUUUUCUCUAAUAAAAUUUCCUAUCAGUUUUAUGUGGAUUUUCUUUGUCCUAGAAUUUUAGAAAGGAAUCCAGAAUAUCAGAUAUUUGUUGUUUCCAGUUCUGUUGGUAAUAAAACUAUAGCUACUCCCGUGAAAUUCAGAAAUUCACAUUCUGAUAACCAAGUAGAAAUACAUAUUGGCAAUCUUCCAAACUAUUUUUUCGAAAUGAUCUUAAUCGCCUGAUCUUUUCCUUUUCUCCCAUCUUUAACUUUUUGCACUCACUCGAUCAAAUAGUUUUUCUGAGGAAUCAAACAUCAAUAAAAAAGUAAUCGUUGAUAACACAAACACAGCCUUCUUCGCCCCUUUUCCAACCCAUUUUCCAAUAUAAAAACAACAUUUUUGUUGUUCUUUUUCAUUUUUUUGUUCAUUCGAGACUAAAAAUCAGAGGAGUAAACAAUAUUAUUGUGUUUUUCUGUGCGCUCGUUUGUAUUUAUACAUAUUUUUCCUCUUCGUUUUUUCAAAAAAACAAAAUUUGAAAUUUCUUUAGUUUAGCUCUUUUUCCAAUUGUAACAUCAAACGACGCCGCGAUGUUUUCCGGAAGGAAUCAUCAUGAACCAAUUGUGGUAAGUUAUCAAAUCAUUCAAACUACACAUUUUUGCUGGUUUUUCAUGAAAACACGUGACCCAAUCAAGGUUGAUGUGAACAAAAAUGAGAGAUAGAAACUUUUAGGCGCCAAAAAAACCAAAGAAAAAAGAUAAUUGCCAGUUUGCCCACCAAAAACCACCAUGUCUCAAAGGGCACAUGAAUAAAAAUCAAAAAAAGUUUGGGAAAAAAGAGAGAAAAGUUUUUUGUUGAAACAAAAUUGUGAAAUUUUUAGGUUCAAGUCGGAUCGAGAACAUUCGAAGCGCAUGAAUUGCAAAAGCUAAUACCACAAUUGGAAGAAGCAAUUGGUCGAAAAGAUGCUCAAUUAAGACAACAACAAGUUAUUGUUGAGGGACAUAUUAAACGAAUUUCGGAAUUGGAACAAGAAGUUACAUCACUACAGGUACGUUAUUUGAUAUUAUUUUUUAAAGAAAAAACAUUUGAUUUUUGGAAAAGUUAGUUUUCUGAUUCUGAAACUUCGUUUUCAUUAACUUGUUUUGAAAAUCCAGGAUUUACAUUCGGCAACUAUGAUAUUCGAAAUUCGUUAGCAAAUUUUCAAUCAGAAAUAUAACGAAAACAUUUUUAUGAGUAUUUCUCAAAAUGAAUAAACUUUCUAAACAUUGGAGAUGAACAUAACUUUCGGGAAAAAAAAUAAAAUUCUGAAAAAACGGAAAAUUAUGUGGCAGAACCGAACUAUCGAUCUCAAUAGAUCGGCCACAAGAAUUUCACGGUUUUUUUUUCAAUUUUCGCAUUUUUGUGAAUAUUCAUGUUAAGCUCCAUUCAUCAAAAUCGUAAUUAGAAUCUGAUUUUUGAAAAGUUUGAACAAAUAAUUUUCAAUGUUUUUUCCUUGAUUUUUUUGUAGUAAACGUUCUCUGGAAAAUAACGAACUUUAUGUUAUAUUUCUGAAUGAAAAAAAUCCAGGAAAUUAUAUGUUUCACAAAUUUUCAAAAAACCCAAACAAUUUUUUAAUCCGAUACUUAUAGGAUGUUCUUUUGAAAUCAGAUUUCAAAGAAGAUGAAUUUUUCGAAAAAAAAAAGAAUUCUAUUUCAAAACAAUACCCAGAUUUGUUCUGAUUUCAGCGAGAAUGUGACAAACUUCGAUCAGUAUUAAAUCAAAAAGCAACAUCAGCAGCGAGUCCUGUUCAACCACCAUCUCCUCGACCAGGAGAUCAAAAUGAUUUGCAACAAGAUCAACCACAACGUGCCAAGAAAAUUGCCGUCUCUGCCGAACCAACUAAUUUCGAUGAUAAACCAACAACUCUUCAACAUUAUAAUAAAACUAUUGGGUUAGUUUGAAUUGUGUUUGUUCAUGUGUCUAACUAUAGUAUAGUUCAAAAAUCGAUUCAUGAAUCUCCAAAAAUUUUAUUUCAAACAAAAGAAAAUUAAAAUAAUUCGCGAUUUAUUUAUCGAAGAAACAAGGAGAAACAGUUUUUCACAUUUCUUGAAUUGAAAAUUUUUUACAUGAAAAGUUUUUAGAUCAGUGGUGAUUCUGAAGCUAAAUUAAAUUUUUACCGAUCCAAAAAUACACGAAGUUAUAUAAUUUUUCAGCAAAAAAGCACUUUAGAAAAUCAAAAACCUCCUACUAGAUUCACCCUUGACAAUUCUUCAAAUACAAAAAUAAUUUUCAUUUGCAUUUCCUUCUUCAUUUUUCUUGUUUUUUUCAGAGCCAAACAAUUGAUUCGCGAAGCUGUUUCGAAAAACGAUUUCCUCAAAAAAUUUCUCAAAAGAACAAAUUGUGGAAUUGGUGAAUUGUAUGUAUGAAAUGAGAGCUCGAGCCGGUCAAUGGGUUAUUCAAGAAGGUGAUCCAGGAGAUCGCCUUUUUGUUUUAGCUGAAGGUGAAUGUCAAGUAUCAAGAAAUAAUGAAUUAUUGGGAAAAGUGAGAGCUGGAACUGUUAUGGGAGAAUUGGCCAUUUUGUACAAAUGCAAUCGGUUAGUUUUUUUAUUAAUCAAAAAUUGGGUUGUGGGUUUUGCAGUUGGGUUUGGAAAAUAUGGAAUUUUCAAAUGAACAUUUUACUUUUAAAAAAUCCCAGGCUAUUCUGAAAAAUUUUCAAAUGGAGAGGUUACUUUUCUUAAAUAUUCUUCGAAAAGCCGAUGAAAAAAUAUAGAGAAUAUUAUUUUGAUUAGAGACAACUACAAUUGAGAGAGUCUAGAGGAAACUUAGUUUUUCGAUACGUUGUCUCUAAUCAGAUAAAUAUUCUGUAUUUUUUGUUUUUUGAAAUGGAAAAAAUAAAAAAAAAUAUGGGCCUUCAAUUUACAAGAGUCAAAUGAAUUUUUUAAAUUUCAGUUUUGAAUAGUUUUUUGAGGUUGGCUUAUCUUUUAAAUCUCAAAAUUCAAAAAAUCCCCUCAACGCUUCAAAAAUUUAGCUCAACAAAAAUCAAAUCAAUAAAAUAAUUUCUGCGAUAUUAUACAUAAUUAAUCAGAGAAAGUGUUUUGUUUUGUUUUGUUUUUUCAUUUUUUCUUCCAAUCUAAACAGUUUUUUCUUCUUCUUCUUCUUUUUCCAUAUCAAAUAUAUAUUACAUAUAUAUUGAUAGUUUUUUUUUUCGAAAAAAAACAAACCUGAAAUGAAAUGAUACUGAAUAGUUUCUUUUUUAGAAAUGAUUUUGUGUGUUUUUUUUUCUUUUUCGCUUCUUUUUUUGCUGAUCAUUGAAUCGGAUCGGAUUUCUGAUGAGGAUUUUAGAGGCUUUUAGAAUUGAAAGAAUAUCACAUUUUCUGUGAACUAGCAUUUUUUUACGAUUCUCUGAAAAUUGACAAAAAAAUGAUUCAUAUUUUUCUCACAGUCAUAUUUUUUGUCUAGGAAUUUUUUAUGAUUUUUUUUCUAAAAAAUAGAAAUUUCAACUAAAAAUAGAUGAAUCUAUAAAUAAAACAUGGCUAAUCAGCAAACUUUUACUUUAUUCGCCAGGAGGUCGAAAUGUUCAGUUAUAACCGGAUUUUUUGCUUUUUCUCUAUUUGCUUACUCGUCUCUCGGAACAGACUUUUGAAAGUUUGCAGAAAAAUAUAUUAUAUUUUUAGAUUUCCCCAUUUCAUUUCAGUCUUGAUUUUUCUUGUCUCGUCACAAAAGGUUACCUUGGACGAAACACAGAUGUUAUCUAUUUUUUCUCAAAUUUUUGGUUUCACUUUUUUCUUCUCGUCUUCCUUCUUUACCUUUUUUGAUGAACACUGUAAUAUUGACCGGAAAGGCCAGUUUUCGAUCUGAAGACGAUGAGACAUUUUCAAAGUUCACUUGAAAUUUGAGCCGUUUUUAUUUUAUAUUCAUCACCUGAGAACUAACUCGUGGUCAAAAAACUUUGAGCCUAUAUUUUUCGCCUCUUUCUCGAAACAAAAUUCCAUCAAAGAUUUUUGAUUUCUGAAUUUUUAUUCUUCUCUGAAAAAGGCGUGAGAUUUUCUUCUUUUUUAUCAAAUAUUUAUCAGAUGAUAUUUUUCAAUUUUUUGAAACCAGAAACCGGUCAGCUAUUUUUGUUUUGUUUAGUUUAGUUCUAAAUCCCUAUGAAUCAUUUGUUUUUGAAAUUGGACCUGUAAAUUUGAAAUAAUUUUUGAAAAUGAUUCUUUAUAAAAGUUCUAUUUUUCAUUUUUUCGUAAACUUCUGCAUCUGGCCGUAAAAAUUAGGAUUUUGAAAAUUGCUUCACCUCUCUUUAGUCCUACGGUUUAAAAAAUGAUAACCUAAAAAUUGAAUUUGAGUCAAAAAGUCUCAAAUUUAUUUUUUUAAACAUCUAUUCAAGUCCAAACGAGAAUUUUCUACGAAAAAUCAACAAUUUUCCGACUGAAAAAUGUCUUAUUUUUUCCCAUGCAAAAAACAAAAUUCGGAAUUUUUGUCCGUUCCAGUCGAUUAUUUUCUGAAAAUUUUCACGAAACACUUUUUUCGCUCAUUUUUUGUUGUUGUUCUUUCAUUUCAUUUUUAUCAAUUAGUAUUGAUCUUCUCCGAUUUUAGAAAAAAAGACAACAAAAAACAUUUUGUGUGUGUUCCUAUCAUUCCUUUUUUCUUCUGCCUAUUUUUAUUUUUUUCUAUUUUUUGUUUCUGAAGAUGUCGACGACACUUCAAAUUUCGUCGCAACAAACUUCAACUAAAUUUUUUGAAAAAUUGCGGCGAUUAUUUUGUGGCGCGAAUUUUGCAACGACUUCAUUUGAAUGUGCAACUGUUGCAUUGAAAUCGCAACGAAAAAAUAUUGAGGAUUAUUUGGUUGAUGAUUUCCAACCGUGUGUUCAUAGACAAUUCAAAUCUGGAAAUGUUGAAAACAAGGAAAAUGAAGAGAAACGUUUGAAGAAGUAAAAAUCAGCGAGGGUUUUUGAAGCGGGGAGGGGUCAAAUAAGUCCUUUAAAAAUGAAAAUUGAAAAAUUUACAAGGGUUGUAGUCAGACCUGAGUUCAAAAAAAUCGAUUUAUUUUUGAUGUUGGUAUUUAGGAUUUUGUGAUCAGAAUUGAUGAAUGAUAUCAUUGUUAUCAUCCAUUCACGUGAAAAAUUUACUUGUGUUUUGGUUUUGAUCUUCUUAUUUUUUUGGAAACUAGUUUGGAAAUUGUUUCAAAAUUGUGAUAUUUUCACGUCAGAUUUUGUUCUAGGAAAACAUAAGAAUGCUGAAAACUUUCAGAAUCAACGUAUAGAAAUGAACAAAAAAUUAAAACUAUAAUCAACCAACAUAAAACUAAUUUUCAGUAAAAAUGAUCCAUAUUUAUAAAUAGAUCACUUAAUAUCUCACGAUCUUUCUUAAUCGUUUUAUUUUUCAGAACUGCCUCAAUUCAAGCUCUGACUGAUGUUCAAUUAUGGGUUCUCGAUCGAUCAGUUUUCCAAAUGAUCACUCAAAGAUUGGGAAUGGAAAGACAUUCACAAUGGAUGAGUUUCCUCACAAAGGUAUGUUUUUCCCCAAGUUAUCUACAUAUAAUUCCUUUAAAAAGCAACAUUUUCCGGCUCUUUCUUGCUUUCUUUUUUCAAUGAUCAUUCGAUGUGCUCCUUUUUUCGUCGUUUCUUUUGAGCGCAUUUAGAUAGGGGGUUUUAUUAAGUCGUUUAUAAAACAAAUAUGAGGGAAAUAAGAGUCAUUUCGACGCCGUCAAAAAAGUAUCUCAAACGGGGUACUGUAGAUGGGUUUUGAUAUAUUCGACACUAGAUAUUUCUAUUUUUUCUUUAUGAUAUUUUGACAGGUUUGUUUUGAGUAGAAGUAGGCUGGAAACUGGGUUCUGAAAUUAUUCUAUUUUUCCGGAGGCAUUUGUGAUGAGUUAGGUUAAGUCGGGGUAUUUGUAUUGUUUCAAAUUGAGCACAACCAUGCCCUUAUCUUGAAUAUACUCUCUUAUAACAUUACUUUAUAGGUCUCGAUCUUCGAAAAUCUGUCAGAAGAUCGAAUUUCGAAAAUGGCUGAUGUUAUGGAUCAAAAUUAUUAUGACGGAGGACAUUAUAUUAUUAGACAAGGAGAAAAAAGGAGACACAUUCUUCGUUAUUAAUUCAGGACAAGUUAAAGUAACUCAAUUAAUUGAGGGAGAAAAAGAGCCGCGAGAAAUUCGAGUUUUGAAUCAAGGAGAUUUCUUUGGAGAAAGAGCUCUUUUGGGUGAAGAAGUUAGAACAGCAAAUAUAAUUGCACAAGCACCUGGAGUUGAAGUUUUGACAUUGGAUCGAGAAUCAUUUUUGAUGUUGAUAGGUGAUUUGGAAACAUUGAAAAGAGAUUAUGGAGAUAAAGAAAGACUUGCACAAGUUGUUCGUGAACCACCAAGUCCAGUUAAAGAUGAUUUCCGUGAAGAAUUCUCGCAUGUUACAUUGAAAAAUAUCAAAAGAUUGGCGACUUUGGGAGUUGGUGGAUUUGGGAGAGUUGAAUUGGUUUGUGUAAAUGCGGAUAAAUCGAAAACGUAUGCAUUGAAAGCAUUGAAAAAGAAACAUAUUGUUGAUACGAGACAACAAGAACAUAUUUUUGCGGAGAGAAAUAUUAUGAUGGAAACAAGUACUGAUUGGAUUGUUAAGUAUGUUUUUUUAGAAAACAAGGGGAACUUGGGACUUAAAUCGAAUUUAUUUUUUACAUGAAAAAAUGUCAAGAAAAUUUGGCUCCAAAAAUCUGAAAGUUCCUCCAAUUUUUCAACACUUUCUCGUUUUGUGAAAAAGUUUAGAAUUUAAAUAUAAAAAUAUUUUUCAUUUCCAGAUUGUACAAAACAUUCCGCGAUCAAAAAUAUGUGUAUAUGCUUUUGGAAGUUUGUCUUGGUGGUGAACUUUGGACAACACUUCGUGAUCGUGGACAUUUCGAUGAUUAUACAGCUCGUUUCUAUGUUGCCUGUGUUCUUGAAGGACUCGAAUAUCUUCAUCGAAAACAUAUUGUAUACAGAGAUUUGAAACCAGAAAAUUGUCUAUUAGCCAAUACUGGAUAUUUGAAAUUGGUCGAUUUUGGAUUUGCGAAAAAAUUGGCGUCCGGUCGAAAAACUUGGACAUUCUGUGGAACACCCGAAUAUGUUUCGCCCGAAAUUAUUUUGAAUAAAGGACAUGAUCAAGCAGCUGAUUAUUGGGCAUUGGGUAUUUAUAUUUGUGAAUUAAUGUUGGGAAGACCGCCAUUCCAAGCAAGUGAUCCAAUGAAAACAUAUACUUUGAUUUUGAAAGGAGUUGAUGCGUUGGAAAUUCCGAACAGGUUAGUAGUUUUGAGGAUAUAUGAUUUUAUUUGAAAAAAAUCAGAAAUAAAACGAAGUUACGUUAUAGAUGUUUACGUGAUUUUUCUGAAGUUUCGGAAAACUUUGAUUUUAUUUAUUCAAUGAAAAUCGCAAACAAAUAUGACGUGGCAAUUUAGAAUCUAAAUAUGUUUUACAAUCAACAAAACCAGGAAUUCAAUUCCUUUGAAUAACAAAAAUCUUUUGCAGAAGAAUUGGAAAAACCGCAACUGCUUUGGUCAAAAAAUUGUGCCGCGACAAUCCGGGAGAACGUCUUGGAAGCGGAAGUGGAGGAGUUAAUGAUAUUCGUAAACAUCGCUGGUUUAUGGGAUUCGAUUGGGAAGGACUUAGAAGUCGAACACUCAAACCACCAAUUUUGCCAAAGGUAUGCUUGAAAUUUAAAACAAAAUUAAUUUAGAAUCGAGACAGUACUGAAUUGAACUGUUUCUGCAUCCUAAUUAGAAAAAAUAUACGCAGUGUGUAAUUUUCUCUCCAAAUCGCUAGACAUCAAACAUUUGAAAACGUUUCUUAGAAAAUCAAAAAAAAAUUGUCUUGAAAUUCCCGUCUUAUUAAUUUGACCUAACUCAAUUCAAUAUCUCACAAAAUAUAUUUCAAUUUUUGCAGGUUAACAAUCCAGCUGAUGUGACAAACUUUGAUAAUUAUCCACCAGAUAAUGAUGUUCCACCAGAUGAGUUUUCUGGAUGGGAUGAAGGAUUCUAA
Caenorhabditis angaria is the source of this 13754-nucleotide messenger RNA. The record is from the annotation of a GenBank genome assembly. NCBI's taxonomy places the organism in Eukaryota, Metazoa, Nematoda, Chromadorea, Rhabditida, Rhabditidae.